CCUACAUGUGUAGAUAUGGCUGCUGCAAACUACCUCCAAUCUGAAGAUCAGUUUGUGUGCUCCAUCUGUCUGGAUGUGUUCACGGAUCCUGUGACUACAUCAUGUGGACACAACUUCUGCAAAAACUGCAUCGCUAAACACUGGAAUACCAAUGACCGGUACCGGUGUCCCCUGUGUAAGGAGGGUUUUACCAAAAGACCUGAUUUGAGGGUCAACACUUUCAUCUCUGAGAUUGUCGCUCAGUUCAGACAGUCAGCUCAACAGAAAGCCAGCAGCAGCAGCUCAGAGCAACAAGUGUCCAAACCAGGAGAAGUUCCCUGUGACGUCUGCACUGGAACCAAACUGAAGGCCCUGAAGUCCUGCCUGGUGUGUCUGGUCUCCUACUGUGAGACUCAUCUGGAGCCUCAUCUGACAAUGUCAGGUCUGAAAAGACAUCAGCUGAUCGACCCUGUGGAGAACCUGGAAGGCAGGAUAUGUACGGAGCACGAUAAACCUCUGGAGCUGUUCUGUAAGACCGACCAGACAUGUGUCUGCAUGCUCUGCACUGUUUUAGAUCACAAGACACAUGAUGUUGUUCCUCUGAAAGAAGGAUAUGAAAGAAAGAAGACAGAGGCUGAAAUUCAGCAGAUGAUCCAGAAGAGACGACUGAAGAUUCAGGAGAUCAAACACUCAGUCGACCUCAGUGAUGAUAUCAGAGAGAUAGCAGAAUGUGUUCAGGUCUUCACCUCUCUGAAGGAGUCUGUUGAGCUCAUCAACACGAUCAAAGAGCAGCAUAAAACAACAGAAAAACAGGCCGAAGCUUUCAUCAAAGAGCUGGAACAGGAAAUCUCUGAGCUGAUGAAGAGGAGCACUGAGGUGGAGCAGGUGUUACACUCUGAAGACCACCUCCAUCUU
Molecule: messenger RNA, 894 nt
Organism: Sander lucioperca (pikeperch)
Lineage: Eukaryota; Metazoa; Chordata; Actinopteri; Perciformes; Percidae
Product: E3 ubiquitin/ISG15 ligase TRIM25-like
Exons: 1
Molecular function (GO): zinc ion binding
Source: RefSeq, a predicted model, not a curated record